AUGAAACUACCACUUGCAUACAUCUCCACUAGAAGUACAUCAGAUGGCGGCACCGACCGAACCAACACCAUCAGAAUCGUAUCAUGGACCAUCCUUGUCAUUACGAUCAUGGUCUUUGGCGCACGCCAGAUUAUGAAAGUCGUUGUCUUUCGAAAAGCGACGCUCGAUGAUCUUCUCACAUUUUUAGCAUUCUCAUUUGGCAUCAGCCUUUCAAUAAUGGCUAUUGUUUUGUCAUCGGAGGGCCUCGGCACCGUUGACCCAUUGGCGCUUGAGCAGACCGACUUGCUUAUGAAAGGCUAUUACGCGUCCGAGAUUUUAUAUGUUGCAGCCAUUGGCUUCGCGAAGUUAUCGAUUUUGGUGUUGUUCUACAACGUUGUUGUAAUGCAGCGCAUUAUCCGCCGAAUCGUGAUGGCUUUCGGCAUUUUGGUAGCAGCUUGGACGAUAGCAUCGGUUGUAGCCAUCGCAUUCCAGUGCGAGCUUCCUCGGCCAUGGGAGAUUGUAAGCCUGCAAUGCUCCAACGCGCGGAUCUUCUGGAUCGUCUAUUGCAUAGUCGACAUGUCAACCGAGGUCGCCAUCAUUAUGCUGUCAGUACACCUUGUGGCAUGUCUUCAAUCUUUGUUCAUUGAGUAUCCACAACUUCCUGAGCGCUCCCUCGGUGAGAACCGCUGGAAAGGAUUCGAGAACCUCGUUCUGAAGGAACUCGCCAUAAAAGAUGACGAGACAAAAGUUUCUUAG
Molecule: messenger RNA, 735 nt
Organism: Alternaria atra
Lineage: Eukaryota; Fungi; Ascomycota; Dothideomycetes; Pleosporales; Pleosporaceae
Exons: 4
Coding region: 1-735 (244 amino acids)
Source: RefSeq, a predicted model, not a curated record